AUGUGCUCCAGAAAAUCAUUUGAAGAGCAAAUAUCAUCUGCUUUGAAUGAAAUUUCUCAUUGGGAUACACAAAAACUUUGUGCAUUUUUAGAAAAGUACGAAUUUAAUGAUGCUCGACUUGUAGCUGAAAGUACAAAUAAGAAUGGUUACGAUUUUUUGAAUGCUGCGGAUAAGGUUCAUACGUGGCGAUUAUCGAAAACUCGUUUAAAAAAAUUUCUUGAAUUUGUCCAAACUGUACGUGAAAAUGCAUUAUAUUAUGUGCCAAUUGAGGCAGAAGCAGAAACCACAAGAUAUGAAAAUACUAAUGGUAAUAUUCAAUAUCCAUUAGCAAAAAAAUUAAAAGAAAAAUUAAAGAUAUUUACGACAAAACAAUCAUUCGAAAUGAACCAUGUUUUGGAAGAAGAACCCGAAGAUGAAAAAUACCAUACUGUGACUCAAGACUCGUCAUUUGAUGAAUCCGAAUACGAUGAUACAAUUUAUGAUACCGAUUAUGAAACAGUUUCACAUAAUGAAAAUACAUUUGAAAAUGAUGAAGUAGAAGAGGAUAUUUAUGCAGACGUUGACGUAGUUACUGUUCCACAUUAUCGUAGUAAAUCUCCAUCAAAACGACGUCCACGACGUCCAGAUGUCCAUAAGCCACUUUUAAUUAAAAAUAACAGUAAUAUUGACGUAAAUGAAUUGUUAGAGACUUCUUCGCGAUUUAAAUCUAUCAAAGAAUCUGGUAAAAAUACCAAAUUCAAUAAACCUAGUGGGGCUCGAGACAAAAUCCCAGCAAUACCUCAUGAUCCAAAAAGAAAAGAAAAAAAACCAAAAACAUCAAGUUGGCAAACACCAUUGCAACCACAGCCUGUGCCAUCUCCACCGAAAAAAAGUCAAGUACCAUAUGGAUCACCAAUAAAAAGUAAACCAAUGGGUGUUGUUACACCAAUGUUUGCCCAAAGGCAAAAUACUGAGAAACAAGUGAAUAUGAGAAGUACCGAGAAACCGGUGAAAAUGUUACCAACACGUGAGUUAUCUUCGCCAUGUAAAUCAAAAUAUACAAAAAGCAAUUGUCAUAGCGCAGAAUCAAGUGACGAAGAUGAUGGAUAUUUGAAACCAGGAGAACUUGAAAAGGUGUUGAAGAAAAAACGUGAUCCAGGAUCAACGAUGCAAGCACCGACUGAAGCAUCAAAACCAAGUAAACCUUCAAAUAAUUUUGGGGGGACCCUAUCACGCCCAUUACCUGCUCCACCGAAGAGAAAUUUAAAGAAUCCUGAACCAUCACAAAAUCCAUUCAUAUUAAAUGUGUCUCGUCAAAGAAGUGAAGAAAUUUUAGAUGGUAAAGAAGAUGGCUGUUUUCUAUUUCGCCCAACAAAAGUGUCCAAUUGUUUGUGUACUUUAGUGGUGAUGUUUAACCAAUGUGCUUAUCAUAUCAAUGUUCGUGAAAAUGUGGAUGGUACAUUAUCAUUGGGAACAGUAGAAAAAGACAAUGAACCUAGUUUUGAUAAUAUAACUGAAAUUAUUAAAUAUUUUCAAAAAAAUCAAUUAAAAUUAAUCUCAGGUGAUUGUGUACAUGGACAAGUAUGGCUUACGGAUUGUUACUCUUAUGAUGACAAUAUAUAUUAAAACAAUUAUGGGUGUAUGUAUGUAUUCUUGUAAAAUUGGAUCCAGCAUUCCUGUAUUUGAUUUAUCGAAAUCUAUUUGACAGUUUUAAUGUAUUGAGUAUGUAUAGAAAUAGAUUCGG
Messenger RNA from Chrysoperla carnea, 1723 nucleotides. RefSeq lists its product as uncharacterized. Gene Ontology annotation, biological process: intracellular signal transduction; cell surface receptor protein tyrosine kinase signaling pathway. Lineage: Eukaryota; Metazoa; Arthropoda; Insecta; Neuroptera; Chrysopidae. The coding region runs from base 1 to 1605 and encodes 534 amino acids. The record is from RefSeq and is a predicted model, not a curated record. The transcript has 4 exons.